Xiphophorus maculatus (southern platyfish) is the source of this 14766-nucleotide messenger RNA. It is a transcript of the gene zbtb20, whose product is annotated as zinc finger and BTB domain containing 20. Gene Ontology annotation, biological process: regulation of immune system process; negative regulation of transcription by RNA polymerase II; regulation of cytokine production. The coding region runs from base 504 to 2540 and encodes 678 amino acids. NCBI's taxonomy places the organism in Eukaryota, Metazoa, Chordata, Actinopteri, Cyprinodontiformes, Poeciliidae. Gene Ontology annotation, molecular function: protein binding. The transcript is spliced from 4 exons. The record is from RefSeq and is a predicted model, not a curated record.
UAUUAUUAUUACGGACCUCUAAUAAAACCACUGUAAAUAAAACGCCAUUAAUAGGAGUCGCCUGUAAAUCGAGUUUUCUGGUCGUACUACCGAAACGCGUUCUCUUGGCGUGACGCAAGUUUCCCAUCUGUCAUUUUCGCUCGAGCCCCCUUCCUUUUACUUUUAAACUGUCAUGUGGGGACAUUUGCACAGAGUCCUGCUCCGGUCAAAGUGUGUCCACAGGUCGGCUUUUCUCUCCAUCAGCGAUGCUGGCUCACAUUUUACACGCUGAGCCCCGGAACAACUGGAGGCAGGCAGCCCGACGUGCGCAUUUUGGCUUUUAGCAGAGGAACACAUGAUUUGGACAGAGAAGACUGACAGCCUUGCCUAGCACCAGGCCACUGAUCAGCCAUCUCCACCAGCAAAUUGACCCGCUCUUCAUCACCAGCCUCACAAGCAUUUUCAUAAAAAAAAAACAAAAAAACAAAAAACCAUCAUCUAACUGUGACAUCAGUUGCAAGGGGAUGACCGAGCGCAUUCAUAACAUCAAUCUCCACAACUUCAGCAAUUCUGUACUUGAGACCCUCAAUGAGCAGCGAAACCGCGGGCACUUCUGUGACGUGACCGUUCGGAUCCAUGGAAGCAUGCUGCGAGCUCACCGGUGCGUGCUGGCCGCUGGAAGCCCGUUCUUUCAGGACAAGCUGCUCUUGGGCUACAGCGACAUCGAGAUCCCCUCUGUGGUCUCAGUGCAAUCCAUCCAGAAGCUGAUUGACUUUAUGUACAGUGGAAUUCUGCGGGUUUCUCAGUCAGAAGCGCUGCAGAUCCUCACCGCUGCCAGCAUUCUGCAGAUCAAGACCGUCAUCGAUGAGUGCACCCGCAUCGUGUCCCAGAAUGUGGGCCUGGCUGGUCCAGGGGGGUUCCCUGUGAUUCCAGGAGAUUCUGGCCAGGAGACACCCCGUGGCACACCAGAGUCUGGCACCUCCGGACCCAGCAGUGAUGCAGAGUCAGGCUAUAUGCAAGUAACAUCACAGCAAAGUGUAGAUCGUACAUACACAUCCCUGUACUCCUACCCCGGCCUGUCUCUGCAGAAUGGCACCCGAGAGCGGUCACUUUAUGUUAACCCCCUGUCAGCAAAUUAUGAUCCAAGCAAUCAGAAGGACCAGCAAUCUCAAGAUCCGCCCUGGAUAAACCGCAUCCAGGAACGGUCCCAGCAGGUGGAACGCUUCAUGUCCAACGCAGAGUCCACUCACUGCCGCAAGCAACCACGACCGGUACGCAUCCAAACAGGAGGGAUGCACAUAAAGCAGGAGGCCGAAGACGAGUUCACCUGCUACGACAUGGGGGACUGCCAAGAUGACACUGACCACAACGAGGGUGUGGAGGGCGAAUCCAAGGUUGAAAACUUUGACUCAGGGGUCAGCUCCUCCAUCAGCACAGAGACGGAUACCAUGGAGCAGCAGCCGUACCUGACAAGCUUCAGUCGAGACGCGGUUGGGGAAGGGCAGCAAGGCAUCGAAGGAGUUCCAGUGCAGAUAGAGGUCAGCGACUCGUCCCCAGAGCGGAUGCAAAAGACGGAGGACGGGGACACUUCCCACAGCACUAGUGACAGUAGCAUGAUGCAGCCUCUGCCAAACUCAGUCAAACUCAGUCCCAUGUCCCAGUACAUGCGCCAGAUAGAAUCACACACCAGCAACCUGAGGAUGCCGAUCACCGUGCCCAGCAAUUCCCAAGUGAUGGGCACCGCCGGAAGCACCUUCCUGCCCACACUCUUCCCCACGCAGCCGUCGAGAGACCACAAGCCUUUCCUUUACCUUCCUGGCCAGCAGCAGCCCCAGUUCGUGGCAGUGCCGCCGCCCGCAAUGCCAUCAUUCCCGAACCCCAUGUCGGUACAGCAGGCUCCAUCUCAGCAGCAGCAGGCUGCAGGAGGGAUCGGUCCGGGUGAAAAGAAGCCCUAUGAAUGCACUCUCUGCAGUAAGACCUUUACUGCCAAACAGAAUUACGUCAAACACAUGUUUGUCCAUACUGGUGAGAAGCCUCAUCAGUGCAGCAUCUGCUGGCGCUCGUUCUCCCUGAAGGAUUACUUAAUUAAACAUAUGGUGACACACACAGGGGUGCGCGCCUACCAGUGCAGCAUCUGCAACAAGCGUUUCACCCAGAAGAGCUCGCUGAACGUCCACAUGCGGCUGCACCGUGGAGAGAAGUCCUAUGAGUGCUACAUCUGCAAGAAGAAGUUCUCACACAAGACCCUGCUGGAGCGCCACAUGGCCCUGCACAGCAACGCCAGUGCCAUCACGGGGCUGUCUGUUAGUGUGGGCACCCCGGGCCCGGUCUCCAUCCCGAUGCCGAUAGCCGUUCCCGAGCCCGGAGCCGGAGUUGUGGCCCUCGCCAUGCCAGUGAGCGGCGGCGCCGGAGUAGGGGCCGGGGUUGGAACGGGAGUGGGUGUAGCUUCUGAAGCAAGCUGCCAAGAAGGGACCACCUACGUGUGCUCCGUCUGCCCUGCCAAGUUCGACCAAAUGGAGCUCUUCAAUGACCACAUGCGAAUGCAUGUCUCCGAUGGAUAAGUACAAAUUAAAAAAAAAGAAACUUAUUUCUGAAAGAAUGACAAAUACAAUGGCACUAGAUUUUCCUUUUCUUAUUUUGAGGUAUGAAGAGUAAUGAGUAUAGACACUGGCACAUUAAGUUUCCCCAAAAAAAAGUUUUCUUUUUUUUUUUUUCCUGUUAUUCUAAAAGAAAAAAAGAUGGUGGCCUUAAGGCUCAGUGGUUUGAUAUUGAUCUACUGGAUGGAUCCAAACUACGGGCCUCUAAAUGUAUGCUUUCCUAAAAUACUGAUUUAUGUGUUGAACACUACCGAAAGGCCUACGAAAGAAACACAUACACACAAACACACCUUUAGUCUAGAUAUGUCUGAAUGACUUUAAAUGAGCAAAUAUGUUUGAAUGUUUGUGAUUUUUGCAUAUAAGUCUGUCUCUUUAUUUGUCCAAGUUUGUGCGUGUCAGCGUGGGCGUGUGUGUGUGUGUCUGUGUGUGUGUGUGUAUGUGUAUUGCUAUGACACAUGAAUCAUGGCAGUUGUGAAUCCAUAUUGACCAGUUUGGAAACAUAGAUGUCCAAGCUUACUGUGGUAUAAUUUUAAACAACGAUAACAAUAAAAGACAAAAACUGAAGAAAAAAAAAACCUGGGGUUGGGCUACAUAUUCCCUCUAAAAAUACUGAGAGUCACAAGAUUGCCUUCUUAUAUCAAAUAAAAAAGGAGAGUACUUAAUUUGACACUGGGUUUUAUUUAUUCCUGUUUUAUUAAGGGAUUAUAAUGCAGCUGUUGUCAAGGUACCAAUAAUUUAAUUAUUUUACUUAAUUGUAACCUCCCGUCCAAAGCGAUGGGGAAAGUGAUUAUUUCUCACCUGUUUUAUGAUUAUUGUCCAUGAAUUUUGACGGUCAAGAUAACGUUUACUAAAUUUUUGUGUGCUGAUGAGACAGUAUUUGAGCAAAAAUAUGUUUCCUUUUAUUUUCCUGGAGUUUAGAGUUUAUCUCAUUUGCAUACACUGCCUUUUUAAUAUCCUAAGACUGUUAAGGCUACUCAGAUUUCUUCCACUGCAAAACAUACGAAAAAAUGGAAGAGUCUUCUGCUGACGGUUGUGUGUGUGUUUUUUAGCCUUUUUCACAGUUAAGGCAGGCUGGAAUAUGGGACUAAACUCUCUCCUUCAUCAUUGCUGCUCCUCAACCUGCACCCGACUGUUAUGGGAUAUAGAUUUAGAGAAAAACAAAAAAAAGGAUUUGUCACUUCAACUAUUGUUGUUAUUGAGUAGCCUGUUUGGGUUUAAUCUCAUAAUUGAAUUACAGUUUCGCGGGGAGGGGGUCGGCCGGUUGCUGAUUGGAUCGGUGUUGUGAAAGAUGGCGCAAAUUAAUUUAGAGUCGGACUAAAAAGCAAAAUAAUUGCCGCCCUGAACCUAGAACGCCUGUGUAACCUGUUCAUUACGAUUGCGGAGCUAUUUCAGCAGGUGGGAGCUGAGUGCAUUACUCUUCGUGCAUUCUCUCUCUCUCUCUCUUUUUCUCUUUCUCUCGCUCGUCGAAGGCUCAAAUGGCAUGCAACGUUUUGAAAGGAAAUACAGUCUGAAAGCAAAACAAGUAGCUCCCAUCAAUCGAUAGCACGCUGUUUCAUGAUAUACCACAAGCUGCAGAUGGACUGUGUGGAAAAACAACAUACAUUCCCAAUUUUCUCAAACACCAAGACACAGCAUGUGUAGAGUAGAUGUGAAAGCUUGUGUGUUCAUGUUGUCUCAUUCAUGCAUUGCGCUACUUAAGGUUUAUUACAGAUAUUUUUAAAAUUCUUUUACAUUUAUUUUAUAUCCAAAAUAGGUCUCUCACACACACAUGUGUUUAUAUAUAUAUAUAUAUACACGCACACACACACCCCCACACACACAGAAAAACACAUGCACACGUGCAACUGCCUGCAACUGCAACCUGAAGGAUUUGCUUCUUUAAAAGCGAGCAAAAACUUUCGGUAGUUGUACGAUAAAGCGAGUAACUAACUGCAUUCAGGGAAGUCUUCAAAAGACCUCCUGUCAGUUCAGAAAAAAAGUGCUAUUUUGCACAUUUUCUUAAAAUGCCUGUGCUUAAUAUUUAAUCGUUUUCCUUAAAUGAACUUUCUUUUAUUCAAUUUCAAAGGAAAAAAAAUCUUCUUUUUUUUUUAUCUUGAUAAGUGGACUGCAUUAUUUUCUUGCAUAUAUGUUGCACUGCUUAAACCAAUAAGUGCACUACUGUUAACAGAGAUAUAGUUUUAGAAAAGAGAUUUUUUUUUCUUUUCUUUUUUUUUUAAGAGUUCACAUGAAUAGUGGUGUUUCAACUUUUGUUCAUUUAGUAAACUUCUCAAUUCUCGGCUUUUGUUAUGGCUUGCUGUUACCUUCAGUAUAUUCUCGUGCCGUGUUAAUGCAAGCAUUUAUUUUAUUUAACCAUUGUGUGUGCUCAUCUAUGUUUAAACCUUUGAAAUAUUCUAUCGUGUCAGUUCCCUAUAAGAAUUUAUUUGAUUUCUUUUUCUUUCUUUUUUUUUAGAAACAGUGCAGAAAUUUCCUAUGAGAACAUCCAAGCCAAACAUCAUUAACAGUGAAACAACGACAGUAAUAAUAAAGAACCUCUCGUCCAAGUCUGUUGGCGGAAGUAAUAUUAUAUUAUUAAUAAUAGAUUUAUAAUAUGUGUGUAUGUGUGUAAAUGACGUGUGUGUGUGUCCUGGAAAAAAAACAAACAACAACUUUCUGUUGUGAUGGAGUGCAGCUUCUUUGAUAUCAGUCCGUCACUAGUGCACAGUCGUGUCUCUUUACUUCGGUGUUCGUGUGUCAGUGAGCGUCUGUGUGCGGUAAAUAGCCUAAUCAAAUUGUUGAUAAGUGGAAUAUCUCAACUGUAGGGCUUCCUUUGCAAUAUGCAGCGCAGGUACUAUAAGAAAACAGCUCUCCAAACCUUUUGGGCUAAUAAGGCACCUAUAACAAUUCCUUAGCUUAGGCCAGCUGGCACGCAUCCUGCUCCAGCUUCUUUUAGCUUGAUGAAAGAAAAAAAUACUUGUGAGAACAGAUCUUUGAAAGUGUGUGGUUGGUCCUCAGUAAAAUUUGCAUGUUAUUGAACAUUUGAUUGGGCCUGUCUCUAUGGUGUGCAUAAAAAAAAAGCCUAUGAAGUGUAUGGUUCCUAUUCGUAGCUGUUGUUGCCUAGUUGGCAAUAUUGCUGCAUGCUAGUGCUACAUUUGUCUCUACACAACACGUGGAGGGUUAAAUCUCAUGCCUUAACAGACAAUGCACUAAAUAGAAAUAUGUAAGCAACUGCCGAGGUCUCUUUCCAACAGUAUCGCCACUCUUAUGGCACAACGCAGCUCGUGAUGUUCGUCGUCUGUUCAAGUUCCAAACACUGCCAAACUAACAUCAUCACUUUUUCCAACGAAAAGAAAAAAAAAAGAAAACAAAAAAAGGAAGAAAGAAAGGCAGAGACAGAGAGUCAAACUGUUUUGGUGUAGUGGGUGUGUUUCGGUGAUCCAACAUUCCUUCAUGGCACCUAAAUUUUUACGUACGUGUUUUUAUGUGAACACCUAUAUCAAAUGCACUAUUGACUGUAGCUAGAUGAGUACAACCAGCCUUGUGGUAUCAUUGGUCUAAAUAGUAGUAGCUUGGUGUUGGUUUUUGAAAUGUUUGGUUUCACAAUUACACUAUGAGUUCUUUCUUGAUCACUUAUAUUUAAUUCUUUUCUUAUUUUGUUUUUGGAAUAACAAAAGUAGCCAAUCUUCAUGUGACCUGGGUGAGGGCUAGAACUUGUCCCAUUGCUGGUUGAUUUCUUGUAUCAUAAGGUGUUUGAUAGGAGACUAGGUUUGGAAAGGAAGGAACCUUUUUGCUCCAGUGUGUCAUGAUGUGCUAUAGCAUACGCCCCAUUUCCCCUUCCCCUUGUUGCAUUAGCAUCACGUGUCCUUCACUGUCCAUAGUUAUAUAUUCCUUAGAUUACUUCGGCUAAUUGUGGUGGUGCUUAAUUCUUCUCUCGGUUGCAAAAAGAGUUAACUUUUAGUGCUUUGCGAAAGUUGUCGUGCCCUUUAAACCUUUUCACAUUUCCUCACAUUACUACCACAAACUGCAACAAAAUUUUCUGGGAUUUUAGGAUAGACCAACAGAUGGUAGUGCGUGACUGGGUAGUGAAGAAAUAAAUUAUACAUGGUUUUCAAAUUCUUUCAUAAAUAAAAAUCUGUGAGUGUUGUGUGUGUGUGUUAGGGUUUGGUAUUUAUUGCAUCUUUAACCAUUUUAGAGACAUUUUUUAACCAUCAUUUUGUCUUGAUAACGGAAAACUCUAAUAAUUGCAAACUCCAAAAACUUAAUAGUUUGUUACCUUUUUAUCACCGUUGGUUCCUUGAGAGCAUCAGUAAAAAUCUGUUUAUUUAUAAGUAUGAAUACAAGUAAUUAUUGAUACAACUGCCUUAAUUAAUGCCGUAGUGUAAGAAAGUUGUCUGAUAAUGGGUAAGUUUUAUUCUUAAGAGAGAUUUGUAGCAGUUUUUCUAGGAAGUAGCAAACAGUAAUGGUCAUAAAAUCUAUUGCCAAAAAAUAGAGGUAAAAUUGAAAAUCAAUAUUUACAUACUUUUUAUUGUCAUUUUUGUAAAAUUUUCCAAAGGAGUUUCUGUCCAUAUUGCCUGUCCUUAGUGUGCAGGUACAUCCGGCUCCAUUAAGUCGAUGUUUUGUUGAACAACUGGGAAUGAAAUUUAGUGUAAUCUUUGUUGCAAAAUAGCUGAAAGCACUCAUAGGAUUACUCUCCCUGGUUCAGCUACAUGUGGACAAUCCACUGAUUCUCAAUUUAAUUUAGAUUAUGACUUUGACUGGUCCAGUUCAAAACACAAAUAUGCUUUAAUAUAAACAAUUCGGUUGAAGCUUAGAUUAUGUUUUUACUCUCAUUGUCCAAAACCUCUGGAUUUGGCUGGAUUUUUAAGGCGUCGCUGUAAUGAAUAAAAGGUCAUGUGACAUUUAUUUUCUUCUGCUUCACAAUACUACACUACCUUGUGUUGGCCUAUCAAAUAAAAUUCCACAAAAAAACCCAUAAAGGUUUGUCAGUUUAAUGUGUGAAAAUCCAUUCAGGGUAAAGGGCAAUAAAUACUUAGCAAGGCAUUUUAAAAGUUGUUGCAACAUUAUCCUGAAAGUUAUUCCUCGUUUCCUCAAUCGUGCUUCUUAUAGUUGUAGGUCUAGACCUUUCUGUUCGCGACACGCUCGCAUAUUCUCCAGAACGAAAAAAAGAAAAACAUGUUGAAAAAUAGAUGAUAGCCUUGAGCCUGCAGCCGUUUGUGUUGUGUUUGAAAUAUAUUCCUGUUUGUUUUUGUUUAUAUUAGCGUAGAGACACGGGGUCUACAGUACAUUGUUGUCCUUCUUGCAGUAAGUUUAAAAUUUCACUGUUGAAGUCGAUUAUUUCAGAACUCUUCCUGCUUCUCUGGUGGUCAUUGUGGUGUUGUUCAUAGCAUUUUGCGUGGCUGAAUUAAAGGAGUAGUCUGCUUUUUUUUUUUCCUACCGUGUACUUAUAUAUCCAUGUAUGCUUCGCAUUGAGGUGAAAGAUGCAUCGUUUCAAGCGUAGAACAGGGUCAUUUUAGUCUGAAAAGCAUGGGUCCGUCUCUCAGUCUGUCUUCACACGUUUUAAAGUCAGAUUCUAUUUUUAUCCAGGCAAGUCACACAAUUCAAAGUAGACUACAAGACGCACCACUCACACAGUAAUAAACUGCAUUUUGUCCUUCCAAUGCAUAUAAGAGUAAAAUGGCUACAAAUAUGCUAUAUAUAUUUUGAGUAUCCAUCUCCAUGCAGAAAGAGAAUACGUUUUCAGAUAGUUUGAUAAAAAAAAAAAAAACAAAUCCUAACUGCAGCUAGAGUAUUACUGUACUUUGUGGAAUAUAGGGAGUAUGCCUAACAAGUGCCUACCAGAACAUGCAGCAACUAUACAGAAUAUUCAUAGUUUUUCUCUCCUGCGUUGCACAAAUACAGUAUAUACGCUAUUAAGAAUAUACUAUUUAUACUAGUACAGCUGAAAACCUAGUGCUUGUGAGUGCAGCAAAUGAGAACCCUUUAAAAAAAAAAAAUACCUGAAAUGUUUUAUUCAUAUACAGUAAAAGCUACAUCUGCGAGUUUUUGUUUCCUUCGUGUGUUAUGUUCAUACCAUCUGGAGGAUUUGAAGAUUUAAAACGCAGUCAUGCUCAUUUAAUUAAAUAGUAGUAGGGUUUGAUUUUAGCUCAAAAGCUCAGCUUAGUUAUUUCUCUCUUUUGUACGGAAGGCUGCUUAAUUUUUUUUCUUCUUCUUCUUCAGUUUACAGUAUUUGCCAUUUGCAAACAAGCCAUAUACUGGAAUGUACUGUACGAGUGGGGAGACCGGGCAGUGGUGCUAUGUGAGCAGCAGGGGGAGACACGGGAGCUGGACGGAGGAACGUUUACACACCUGCCCGUCACGGCGACAUGAAAUCCAGGUUUAAUCCCUGGAUAUUUCAUAUCUCCCUGUUGGUAAAUAAUGCCAUUUUGCAAGAUUAUAACAGCGUCUACGAGCACAGCAGUCGCUGCUUAAACUCGUACUUUCUUGUUAAUGAAUGUGAUGGUUUGCAAUCUGUUGGAGCUGGAAAGCUGCUUGUAGUCCUUUAGUUGGUUUCAAAGUCCAGAGCUUUGAUAACAAGGCACCUACACAUGCAAACCAAAGCCCAAGUUCCUCACAGGGAUCCUUUAGGUUUUAUUGUAACUUGCAGCCUUGUUUAUGUGUAACUGGGAGUUAUAAGGGCCUAGCAAUGAGCACUGUAGAUAAUUUAUAUAUAUUAAAAAAAAGAUAAUUUGUACUGUAUGCUUGAUUGGCACAAUUUUAGAAUUUGGAGAUGAGAAUUUUAAGGUUUUGGCUUUGGGUAAACACAUUUUUGCGUGCACAGCAGCCUCUUAACUGGCUCCGAUGAGCAACAUGAAAACAAAACUGAAAGAAAAAUAAAACACAAAUCAAGUUACAAAACUGAGCUUCUGCAAGAUGAAAAGGUUUUGGGAUGGCUUAUUAUUCUGUCCCCUGUGGACUAAUUACCCAGUUUUCUCUCCAACCUUCUCCAACUUGGUUGUCAUGCCAAUUUCCGGAAGGGGUGCACUUUUAAAUUGUACCAUUAUUCUUAAAUUAGAAGUGAGAAACGGGAACAGAAAAAAAAAGAAUUAAACAGAUUUAAAAUGAAAACUUUGUAUGAACCAAACGAGAAGCUCGUGAUUGCUUCCAUUUUAAAUCUUUAAAUCCUCCACAAUGCGUCUUUGUGAAGUAAAUAGGAGAAAACAGCUAUGAUUAAAGACACGGUUCAUAAUUUUUGAAGUGAACUUCUGCUGCAAAUUAAACACAAUAUCACACCUGCAUGAGAUUACUCCUGUAGGUCUUUGUUUAAUAGAAAUCCGGAUUAGUUUUUCCUGAAGUUAAAGCUAACGGCUGGUCAGAGUGGAUAAAAUUAUAUUUUAACUCCCUUAAAACUCCAAUUUUAAGAACAUUGUAAUGGUUUAUAAGACCAUUAAUAACACAGGAAUUGGGGACUGGAGGUGAUGCCCUGACAAUGUCUUCCUAUGUAAACAGAGAUACAUGAAAUGUAUCUGUUUUGAGUAACCAUUUGCUAUUAAGGUAAAUUUUAUUUUUUUUUUAUUGUUUGAGGGCAUAAGUGGAUGCUUUACUUUUUUGUCAGGCAGAGAACUAGAUUUUUUUUGUCUCAGUAUAUGUUUUACAAAGGAAGAAACAUUGCAUCCUCCUCCCAUCUCCCUUAUAAAUAACCAUUGGUUUCUUUGAAAAUAACCUCCCAAUCUGCAAACAUGAUGACUCCAUGAUAUAUUUGAGCUUUAAGAUAAUAAAAGUUCCCUUUGGUCUUGGCCCUUCUUGGUCUUGCCAUAAAAUUCAGCUUCCAGCUCCAGCUAAUCCGGAUUUAUUGUAAAUGAAGGCGCCAACGGAGUCACUGCAGGUUAGAUAUUAACUGUUUGUUACCAGAGCGUCACUCCAGCACUCUGAACUGUCCAUUUAACAAGAAACACACGUAGUUUCAUAGCAUAUAGGCAAUGUUAUAUAGGUAGUCCCUGUCAUCUAUCUAACCGUUACUUCUCAGAAACAGUGUCUGUUCAGGUUUUACAGAUAUCCAGAUUCUGUUUUGACUUUAAGCUUUACAAACACAGUGAAACAGCAGAUUAUAAAGUAUAAGACAGCGAUACUAAGCUAUAACUAAAUCUACUUUCUAUUCACUAUAUGAACAUGCAGUUAUUAGGCUACCCCUGUUUUCAUCAGACGUCGUCCUUCGAUGACCACGGUGGAUCACCCCUCUCCUUUAACAGAGCACAAACUCUUUUUCUUUUCUUCUUUUUUUUAAACUUUUCUUUGUCACAGUGAUUUGGGGACUCAGCUGUGUUUUAGCCUCUGAAGACUCGACUCUUGAGGCUUUUUUUUUUUUUUUUUUGUCUUUUCAGUCACUGUGGCCUUUUUAUGACUUAGUUCAGCUGGAUGAGACAAUUAAGUUUUGAAGUGUGCAGCAGCGUAACUAAAAACAUACAUUCCUGUCUUCAGUCCAGCACAUUCCAACUUCAAGUCUGGCAUUUGUUUCCCACUUUUAAACCACCUGAUAUCAAAUCAGCUCUUUAACGGCAAAUCUGUUCCAUACUCCCAAGAAUAUAGUUUCAAAUAACGCUUGAGUAAAAUUUGCAUUUCCCUUACUUUAAAAAAAAAAAAACACCAAAAAAAAAACAUCUGAUCCGUUAUUCAAAUUCUUCGUAAGAUCUCAUAACCUCUUAAGCUCUGAGCACAGCUUAUUCUUGUGCGGACUGGUUUUAUAGGCAGCACGCACUGUUCUAUUGCUCUGUUUCUCUUGGAUGUGUGGAUCACGUUUUUAUCGUGCAGACACACGAGUUUAAAGAAGAAAAAAAAAAAAAUCAACCCAAAAUACAAAUAGAGAAGUCGAGAUCUUUGACGUUGCUGCUGCUGUCUCAGCCAAUACGCCAGGCUUGGAUUAGAGAUUUCUAGCACGAUUCUGAAAGUUUGUGGUAAUUUGCAAAAUAUUAGGAGAUACUUAAAAAAAAAACUGUACAAUUUUCUGUUUUCACAAACCAAAGAAGGGUUAGGAUAACUUCAGUUUUUGAAGAAAUUCCUUUUUUUUUAUGUGAGUAGGGUUCCUGCAAUCAAGCUCGAUUGCUUAAGUUUUCUUUUAUGUUUUCUUAUAGUUUUUCUUCUCUUGGCAGGGUGCUUGUGAAACUGCGUGUACGCUUUGUCACUUGAUUGGUUGUUUAUAGUUUUGUGGAUUAUGUUAAUUGCCUAUCGUAGACCAAAAUAGACUAUCCUUUUUUGUUUUGUUUUGUUUUUUUUUAAAUGAGAAAUGCAACAAAACAUAAAAAAUGAAUCCGACACAGUAGCUGUGAUGUAAACUUAUGGCAUGUUGAAACAUGUAUCAGAUUGUAAAUGUUGCAUCGUUGCUCGGGCAAAACGUGAUUUUCAAUAACUGUUGGUUUUCUUCACACACACACACACACACACACACACACGCCCGCACACAUUUUGCAAACUAUUGUACACUUCUUUUCUUCUCCUUCAUAUGGGAUUACUUUAGAUUACUUUGUCCGAUUGUUUUUUUUAAUGUGUUUUCUGUGCUUUUGUAAUAAGAUUUCUUUUAAAAAGGCUGUCCCUAAAAUACUAAUCUGACAGUGUGGAUUAGAAUAGAUUCAACCAUUUAUACUUGAGAUGGACCAAGAUGUUAAUUUUGCACAUAUUAGUAGGUUGUUUAUUUAAGCCAAAAAAAAAAAAAAGAAGAAGUAAUCACUCACAUCUUUCAAUCUGAGCAGUUCAAAAAACCCAAAUUUAGUCAAGGUUAAAAAGAAAUCAUCACCUGACAAUAUGUGAACAAAAAAAAAAAAAAAGAACUACACUGAAACCAAAUUCAGCGAUGGAUUUAACCAUCACAAUGCAAUCCAAAUAUGUGAUUAGAUACCAUUUUUUUAUAACGAAUUUUUAUAAAAAAAUAAAUAAAUAACACACAUCGUCUGUGAGAUGAAUGUAAAAACAUUUGGGGAAUUUCGGUAUUUGACCACAGACAAUAAUUCAUCACUGUAAAAGUCUGCUGUAUGCUUCCUUAUCCUGUGGUUUCAAAAUAGGAACAUUCAAUUACUGUACUUCAUUUCGUGUUGUACACCUGGGCCGAAGAUUUCAACGACAAAAAGAAACAAACAUUUAUAAACCCUAAAUUUCAUGUUCCCAAAUAACAAAAAAAAAGCUUAAAUUGAUUUUCUUUUCACUUUUUUAUGAGGCUUUUUGCUGCCAUAUCAUGUAUGUAGAUGCUUUUGUAAACAUGCACUUAAGUUAAACUAUGAGAUGUGCAUUGAAAUAUAUGUAUAUUUUGUUUAGGCUCUUUUUUUUUUUUUUUGCGUGAUAUAUCAUUAUUUCCCUACAAAUUCUUUCUCGGAUACAAUUCUGAACUUGGCAGAAGUGGAGCUGUUGUAGUAAAGGUAGUUUAACAUCGAAAACUAAGCAACCCUGAAAUAUAUGCUGCAGUAAUGUGUUUUAACUUUGUCUUUUCUUUUUUUUUCUUUUUUUGAUAAUUUAUGCUCCAAGUUGGUUUGUAUUUUAUUAUUAUUAUUAUAUUAUUAUUGAUGUUAUGAAACAAGCUUGUUUGAAAUGUGUUGACUGCUGUUGAAAUAGGAGAUAAAGUUUUUUUUUUUUGUUUUGUUUUUUUUUUUUUUGGUUUUUUUAAAUGUAUGUUCAAGGACGUUUUUAUAUGAUUUGUCAAACACUGGACUGGAGUGAAUUUUCCAACAUUUCCAAGCUGAGAGAUGUAUUUGACAGACUUAACUGCACAGAUAACACCCGCGAGCGUAGAUUUGAGCCGUCAGACCAAGCUCUUCCUCCCAGCUUCGUGUGUGGGAGCACGAAUGACAUGAUCCUUAAAAACAAACAAAAAAAAAAACCCAGGAUCAUAAAAGAUGUUGAGUUAGUGCUGGUUAGUUGAUGGGUAUAUAAAAAAAAAAAACAGGAAAUAUUUCCAAAUUGUUGCAUGGUAAAGACUGGUGACCGGUUUUUGUUCUGUUUUUUCUGAAAAAAAAAAACAAAGAAAAGAGUCCUCUUUUAGAUUUUCAGAGAAAAACAUAUAAAGGGACGCCACUUCGCACCCAAGCAGUUUUCGCAUUCAUCUGACCGGUUCCCUCUACGGUAAAGCAGAUUGUGAAUCAUCAGACCAAACACCACUUUUCAAACCAGAAAAGAGAUUUGCACUAGACUGAUUAUUUUUGGUCUUCUUCUAUCUAAAAGCAAUAUAACGAACUCCACACGUUUUUAACCAUAGCAACCGUACGGUUGCCACUGUCCCUACGGUGCGAAUGCUGAUAUUUGACCAUUUUCUUUUUAUAUUUGUAGGUACAGAACGUGUCACCCUUUGAAGUGCGCAUCCACAUCUUGUUUGUAGCAGAGUUUUUGCCUUUUGUCCCCCAUAAUUUUUAAUUUUUCUUUUUAGUUUUCUUGCCUGCCCUCCACCCCCUGAGUAUUAUUGUCCAGAAUCAAGUGGCAUUAAAACUGUUGUUUCCUCCUGCGAACGAUUUUGGACAAAAUACGCAGCAUUUACACAUAAGAAGCGGGAUUCAGGAUGUCAAAAGGAAAAGAAAUAAUUCAUGAGUCAGUGUCAUUUGUCUGCAUCACACAGCCUGCCACAUGUUUGAAGAGAAACAAACAAACAAACAAAAAGAAAGAAAGAAAAUGCCAAAAGAUAAAACCCAGCUAUACCCACCGUAGUGCACAUUUAAAACACUGGUCACAGAGCUCUCUGCAUAUUUGGUCACUUUGACUGCUAUUUUUUACAAAAAUGUAAAAAAUAAAAAUUGCUUUAAUUAAAUAAUUAAAAAUCCAAAAAGUGCUUCUGUAAACACACCGUUAUUGGCUCCUCGUCCAGAGAGUCUUUGUCUACCAAACUGUACCAUAACGUCAUCCUUUUUCAAUGAGGUCAUUGACAGCAGCCACAACUUUUCAGAUAUGGUUUCGUUGACGAAUACAUGUACAUUUCUGGAAAAGAAAAAAAAAAAAAAAAUCACACAGCAAAACUUUGCCUCUUUUUUUAAAAUUUUAUUUAUUUAUCUGGAUGUAGUGGCUUUCCUGUUUUUUCCUCUGCUUCGUGGUGUUGUUGAAAGAUGUUUGCGGUUUUGUCUAAAUCUGCGUGUUAGAGGAAGCAUAAGUAUGUGCCUUUCUUGUAAUCUCCUUGGUGAGUUUGUUUAUUAUUGAAAAGCUGAAGCCAGCCAAUUGUGUUUGCACUACAAACCAAAUUGCUUUUUUUUUUUUUUUUUUUAUUUGUGAUGUA